UCUGAACAGCAGCCUCUGGGUAAUUGCUAUGGCAAUUAAAAACGAGAGCACUCCAUAAGCACUAGGUGGCUAGCUGACUCGCGCUAUAAGUGAUCGUGAUCGAACGGGAGACGUAGCCCCAGGCCCUCCAAUCAUAGCAGUGCCCGGAUUGGGAUGGGUUGAGCACUCGUGAGAAAGAGAACGCCAAGGAUCCCGCUUCGUAUUUGCCCCCAGAGUGUGGAGUGGCUGCUAAGCCGGGGCAAUCGACAGCUCGUGUUCCGCUGGGCUUCAUUGUGAUGGAGAGGAGAUGGGAAACAUCGCAGCACUAUUUGCCUCUGCGUCGCAGUGCGACCCCCUCCAAAUAUAAGAAGGAGGUUGUCUACGCCGUGAGGACGGGACUGUUCUAGGUAGGUAUCUUGCCAUCAAGACUGAAAACGACAACACCGCUACCACAACUUCGGAAAGUCUAGAAUCUCUCAAGCAACUCUUAACUGAACCUUCACCAUGCGCUUUGUGAGCACUGUUUUGGGUCUCGGGCUCGUUGCCCAAGCCUGGGCGCACCCUGUGGAGGAGCCCUCGCCGCCUGUCCAAGUAGCACAUAUGACCUUCCACGGCGGGCCGGCCUCGUACGAGCUCGAGGUGCCAGCCGACGGCACGGUGGUCUACACUGAGAACGACCUCAUCAUCAGCAUCAUCGACACGCCGGACUACAACGCCAUCUCGCAGUGCACGUUCAACACCGCCGGCGAGAAGACGCUCGUGAACAGCAUCGACACCCGGACGGGCCUCCAGUCCAUCAUCGUCGGCCCGCCCCAGCCCAUCAUCAGCGUCAGCUGCGUCGGCACCUGCGUGCCCGUGUACGGGAUCUGCUUCAACAACGGCCAGUACGUCGGACCCUGCUGCAACGGCUUCUGCGCGGCUACGCGCUGCCGCCCCUGGAACACGGGUUCGUCGUAGGUUUCCGCUUAUGAAAGCGGUGUAAUGGAAGGGGGUGGGAGUUUGGGUUGUCCGGAAUAAGACCUGGGUAGGGUUUGGAGUGUGCGCAUGUUCAAUAAUGGUCUAUUUGAUGAAUGAUGUGACGACGAGUCGACGAAUACCGAUGGGGAAAUAGCAUAUGUUUAAAAGUAAUCAGGAUAAUAAAUACGCUCUUUAAUAUCUACUCAGCGUGUGCCAGUUUGGGGAUAAUAAUAGAGCUUCGUGCUAGUGACAAUCUCAAGCCUUGUACCAGUUCGUAGUUGUCAGUAUCGAAAUAUUUCUCGUGGCUUUAUUAGAUGUAUUAGGUAGAUAGCUCCGUAAA
Molecule: messenger RNA, 1276 nt
Organism: Durotheca rogersii
Lineage: Eukaryota; Fungi; Ascomycota; Sordariomycetes; Xylariales; Xylariaceae
Exons: 2
Coding region: 484-936 (150 amino acids)
Source: RefSeq, a predicted model, not a curated record